Messenger RNA from Hibiscus syriacus, 1094 nucleotides. Its product is annotated as protein FEZ-like. Bases 121 to 1044 code for a protein of 307 amino acids. The record is from RefSeq and is a predicted model, not a curated record. Lineage: Eukaryota; Viridiplantae; Streptophyta; Magnoliopsida; Malvales; Malvaceae. The transcript has 3 exons. Gene Ontology annotation, molecular function: DNA binding. Gene Ontology annotation, biological process: regulation of DNA-templated transcription.
AUUAAAGGGUUGAGUUCUUCAACUGUUGCAUACGGAUGCAGAUUUUAUAUUAGAAGGACGAAGUCGUAGUUGUAAUCUUAAUUUAUACCAACCCCAUCAACUUUGUUGGGUCCUUGUAACAUGGAUGGUGAGUCGAAGAUCCAUGUUGAUAAGGUUGAAGAUGAGAUGUUGCCUGGUUUUCGAUUUCAUCCGACAGACGAAGAGCUCGUCGGAUUUUACCUCAAGAACAAGAUACAGCAGAAGUCAUUACCCAUUGAGCUCAUCAAGCAACUUGACAUUUACAAAUAUGAACCCUGGGAUCUCCCAAGUCUAGCAGCAUCCGGCGAGAAAGAGUGGUAUUUCUACUGUCCUAGAGACCGUAAAUACCGAAACAGUGCGAGGCCUAACAGAGUAACAAAAGCCGGAUUUUGGAAGGCGACUGGAACUGAUAGGCCUAUUUACACUUCCGAUGGCACCAAAUGUAUUGGUUUAAAGAAGUCCUUAGUGUUCUAUCGAGGAAGAGCUGCCAAAGGGACUAAAACAGAUUGGAUGAUGCAUGAAUUUCGACUGCCUUCACUCUCGGACAAAACCCUUUCUGCUAAUGAUUCGUGGGCUAUUUGUAGGAUAUUCAGAAAGAUCAAUUCCAUGGCUCAAAGAGCUCUUUCUCCUACUGUGAUACCCUCAUUAUCAUCUGAUAUACUCCACAAUUAUGACCCUAGCAAUCACUUCAAUUCGGACAUUUCUUACAGAAACAAUGAAAUGCAACAUGCACAACAAUGGAGACCAUCUCCGUUGCCGGUUCCCAAUGGAGAACUUCACAACAACUUCACGUUUUCAGUCGAUGCUUCGUCUACGGAAUUGAGGCCACAGGCGAUGAUGAUGGUCGCCGGUGAAGUUACGAACAACUCCGGGAAUAUGGAUUUCGAAGGGCAACAACAGCAUUUCGAUUGCUUCUCAAUAAGCUUGGCACAAGACCUGCAAGGAACGGGGAAGACUUGGAAUGAAGGUCUUGACGAGAGCCGUUGGAGGAAUUUCAGAACAAUGGGAUUUCCUUUUAGUUUGUAGCCAAAUGCGUUCGAUUUAUGGAAGCCUAAUCUGCCAUGGGAUUCACCUCA